Molecule: messenger RNA, 669 nt
Organism: Babesia ovata
Lineage: Eukaryota; Apicomplexa; Aconoidasida; Piroplasmida; Babesiidae
Product: Mak16
Exons: 5
Coding region: 1-669 (222 amino acids)
Biological process (GO): maturation of LSU-rRNA; maturation of 5.8S rRNA
Cellular component (GO): preribosome, large subunit precursor; nucleolus
Source: RefSeq, a predicted model, not a curated record
AUGAGUGACGACGUGGUUUGGCAGCUUAUAAAGGACGAUUUCUGCGCCUACAGAAAAUGCACGGACACGACAAGCUUCUGCACCAACGCUUACAAUGUAACUGGCCUCUGCGAUCGUGGUAGCUGCCCUCUUGCAAACAGCAACUAUGCCACUGUUAUCGAGGACCAAGGGUCGUUGUAUCUGUGCAUGAAGACUGCGGAACGCUGCCACACGCCUCGUGAUCAAUGGGAGCGGUUGAAGCUGUCCAAGAAUCUCCAAGAAUCUUUAUCGCAGAUUAACGAGGCAACAAAAGUUGGAAUCGCAGCAUACCUAACACAAAAGUGCCGGCUAAGGCUAAAACGCUGGAGGGAAGUUUUGCAGAGGAUGCGCAGAGAGGCACUCUCGCAAAAGACGAAGGUGGCUCCAAUCAAGAGGAAGACGGAGAGGCGCGAGGCUAUUCGCGAGAGGAAGGCGGAAAUCGCUGCUAGAUUGGACAACGCAAUAGAACAGGAGUUGCUUAACCGUCUUUCAAAGGGAACGUACGGUGAACUCUAUCAGUUCGAGCAGGAAGUCGAGGCACAGAGUGAAAAGGACGCAGAGGUGCAAACUGUCGAUGGCCGCCGCUCACGAGCCAGGAUGCAUAUGGAGAUCGAGUACGAUGAGGAUUUCGCACGCGAUGUGGCACAGUAG